Molecule: messenger RNA, 33049 nt
Organism: Porites lobata
Lineage: Eukaryota; Metazoa; Cnidaria; Anthozoa; Scleractinia; Poritidae
Source: the annotation of a GenBank genome assembly
AUGACUGACAAAACGUGUACUCGGGCAGAAUUGUCUGUCCAUUGCGACAAAAACUGCUUGGUUGCGGCUGAGGACAGGAUAUGGUACUACUUCCUUGCAACCAGUGCGGCAAUAUUUUUUGGCGGAUUGGUGAGCAUCUUAAUUUCAAGGAUAAUAAGAAGAAUUUGUGACUCAAAACGAAGUAAACUAAACCCGACUAAAAAGGAUGGAAACAAGAAAAUUAACGGAUUGUCAAGGCCAGAUGUUUCAAAAAGGGGAAUUUAUGUUUGGCUUAAGGAACAAGCGGCAACUCUGAUAACUGCCCAGACUUUUAAAGGCCGGUGUUUGGUAAGUACUGUAAUGAAAAUAACGCAUGAUCGAGAGGAGGCUUUCAGCUGUUUUGUUAAUUAACCGGAAGAACUAUAGUUUAUACUUUCGAGAAUGGGUCUGUGCUGGUAAAACUAAAACGCUAUAAAUGUGCCUAACGGUGUGCGCGUUUUUUCUUUUGUUCGCGUUGAAAUUGACAACUGAGGGUGAAGUUUGCACCGAGUUCAAACACUUCAGUCAGUUGAUACAUACACCCGUCAAGGUAUCUUUCGUUCCUCUGCAUCAUAAUUAUUAGUGGUGCAACGUUGUCAAUCAUUACAGCUGCCAUUUUGUGUGUAGGAGUUGUUCCUCCAGGAACUCGUGUUCUACAUCUUCAACAGCCACUGACAAUUUGCAAUGGGGCGUAGCAUUCAACGUUCAAUGGAAAAUAAACAUGGUCAGAUUGUAAAUAAGUCGUGCGCGUCUGUUUCCGUUUUUCUAAUUUAAGUGAUGCACCUUUUAUGUCGGAAAAUGUCUGAAAUGUAAAUUAGCUUUGCCAUAAAUCUUUUUGUGCUUCUGUUAUAAAUCGCGUGACAAUAACUAAGGCAGUUUUAAGAUACUGAAAUAACCGAGUUCGCGCGUGUUUCAACAAUCUCACAUGCUACACAAUUACAGGAUAUAAACAAACGUGUUUCCGAGAUAACCUAUGAACCUGAAGACACACUCGACUGGACAAGUUUUUUUUUUUCCUUCAACAAGACCUAAACUCUGUCGUAUCGGAGUGGUGUCUGAUGAAUUUAAUAAUUACAAGUAACCCGAUAUCAAAUCGAUCUCAAGGAAUAUAUCGACGUUUGUCUGUUCCACAUAUACCCCCUGGUAAUUUGGAGGGGAAAUUUAUUUUUUUUUUAGCAUUUUGUUAGUAUGAAUUUCUCCCUUUUACGUGAUGGAUAUUCCUUAAUAUUUGUUGAUCAAUAAUGAUUACUAUCUUCUGAUUCAUUUGUGAAGAUCAUAAAUGCAAUGCAAACUAAUAUUAUUACUGUUGCAUAACUUUGGUAUACAUUAAUAAUAGAACAAAUGUGAUCUACAUUUUUCAUUCACCCUUUACAAAUGUUCCAAAAAGUUUCCAAGGCAACCAGCGAACAAAUUGAAUAAGACUCCUCUUCCUUUUGUUGCCAUAGAAAUGUAAGUGAUAUUGCGUGAAAACAUCCAUCCACCACAGGUGUUCAAUGUUUUCCCACAAGUUUUACAGACUUAGAAGCGGGUUAAAAACAAAAUUUUCAUUAUUAAUUGCUAUGUUGAAUAAACCAAAAGUGAAUUACUUUAUUUUUAGUUGCUAUAAUGGAGAGGGAAAAAAAUGGAAGGUCAGCUAUUCUGGUCAUGUUUGGAUGCAGUGCAGAUUAGAUAACCCUGAUAUAACAAAGUGCUGCCUAGGGCUAGAAAAAAAUUUGUUAUGAUAGGAUUGUGUUAUUUUUGGGUCUUGUUCUGUACCUUCUACUAUAAUGUUGAAGGCAAAGAACGUCAUUCCUGGUUUCACUGUACUAAAAAAUUAAUUUAAAAAAUUGAACAUUUACUUAUAGCAGGGUUAAUCAUAGCUGUAGAAGUACAGUAGAUUUGAUCAGGAUGCAAAGAAAGUCAGUUUUACAGCUUGCCAUUCGAGCGAACUGUAGCUAGCAUGUCCUAGCCCUCAAGUCAUUUCAACUAGCCCAAAACCCUUUUUGAUUAGCAGGAUUGAUUACAAUCCUUCUGUAACUUGAAUUUCCCCAAAAAACAGCACUUGCCUGUCGGGCAAGUUAAGAACAAAAAUCACUAGCCUGAUAGCAAAAUCCACUAGCCCCAGGCUAUUGGACACGAUUUUCUUUGCACGCUGAUUUGAUGCACUUGUCAAAAUUAAUAUUAUCAAGACCCUUGUAGGGCAUUUUUUAAUAAAACAGAUUCACAACUGGUUACAUACCACUCACUAGGUCGGAAUGUUUUAGACUUAGAAAAUAAUGCAAUGACACACAAUAUACAAAAUUAUCUUUCUUUCAAAGCCAGAAACUAUGUUCAAGAUAGUGAUAAGAAGAAUAUUUCUGGGGAUAACAGUGGGUCAAUGUUCUUAUUAUUCAGAUUUAUCAACAGCAACAACAAUGACGUUUAUUCACAGGGUUAAAUAAAAAAGGAAAAAUAAUAUAAAAACGAAAUAGAUUAAUAAAUAAUAAAAGGGGUAACUCCUUCUAAAAAAGAAAUUUAUAAUAGAUUAAAGUAGGGUAGAAUGCGUGAGGAUUAAUAGACUUUUUAGUACAUCUCAGAACACAGAAACAAGAGAUAAAUUAACAAUGUUGCCUGUCCACAGUCCAUUUGUUUCUAUAAAAUGAAGCAUUCAUAAAACUAUAUAGUGGGAUGCUGGUCAAAACAUUUUUUAAUACACUCGUCCCCAUUUUUAAUUUGUGGGUAUAGCUUGCAUUAAAUGCGCGUUUUUAAAUUUUAUUCUUACCGCUAAGAGGUUACACUGUACAAACACCAGUUUGAUUGUGUACAGUGUGGUCCUUCCAUGCAAUCACCAGAGCACAAAGAAACUGAAUCUUAAUGUCCUAACCCCGAAUGCAAGGUCAUCCUCAGAAGACUGGUGAUCAGGAUUUUGAAACUGGUCGAAUCAACUUCCAUUUAGGAUUGUUAUACACUGUGCCUUGAUUCACUCAGUUUCUUUACAAUAUAUUAAAAUGACCAAACUUCAGAGUCUCUCGGUAUCCAUUGGAGAAUUCUCUGUACACGACAUCCCUAACUUCGAGACACCAUUGGUUAGAGGCUUUGUUCCCUACUUGGACUCUGUUACAUCUAAACGUUUGAAAGAUUUCGUAAUGUGCUUGGAAUACGAGAACGAGCUUGCCUUAUCUGGCGCCAUUUUGAAUUUUCCGCGCACCUUGCUUUACUCGUGUGAUCCAUUGUUCCGGCUUUGUUCCGUCGUUUUGAUUGGUUUAUUUUCCUGUGCGCCUGCGUGACCUGGCGCGCCAAGUAGCCCGUGACCUCAAAUUUUGUCUUCUUCUUCGUUUUUCUUGUUUUUGGAACAUGUAUCAGCUGAUGGAUCGACGUUUCCCUGGUGGCCUUUGUCAUCUUGUUUACUGUGUUGAUUUAAAUGAUAGUUCCUCUUUAGUUAGGAUCACUCACAACCGUAUGAAACACUUUCUCACUUGGACUCAUCAGGCAGUUUCAUGCAAUGGUCGCAUUCAGAUUAAGAUGAACAAGUAUACGCAUGCAAGUAUGUUUAUGGUUUAUACCGCGGUUUGCUUCAACACUAGCCCUUGAAAACCAUGGCUAAUGUUAUGGUUAUAACGUUUCCCGUGGAUGAAAAAAGUUGUAUGAUGACAGGACAUAGACCUUCUAUUAAGUAAUAAAGUAAGUAAGUAAGGACACAGGGGGACAGGGGACGUGCUAUUAUUUUCAAAAGAGCUUAAAAUGACGAUUCCCCUCCUCUUUUUUGAUCCUUAUAUGCAUGCAAAGCGUGGUAUUAAAGAUUUCCGUACAACCCCAUAGUAGUAGUUUAACGUCUUCUACAGAAGCAAACUGUAAUUCUAAUGAUACAGGUAUAAGGUAUGAUAACUGGAUUGCAGUGUAUCAUGGUGUAUGUGUUGUUGCUGCAAGCCCUCAGGCAAGCAGCACAAUAAUGUUUAGGCUCUUGUAGUUCCUUGGACAUCCUAUUGCUAUUUAGGCGCUACAGCUAGUCUGGAUUUAUGCUAGUCAUGCUGAUUUUUAGCAAGAAAUUUAUGUCUAGUGGUGUCAUCAUAACUUAAUUUCAAAUCAUUUAAAUUAUUUUCAUAUGACUGUAAACUGGCUAAUAAAGACCAAAAUCACAAAGAACUUGUGAUUGUAGGACCCCCUUGUAGUCAUUUAUCCUAACAACUAUUAAUUGACUCUAAUUCAUUGAUCAUUUCUCAGAUGUUGUUUCACUGCCCAGCAUCUACUUUCAAUAUGUACUUUAAUUUGUAGCCUCUAGUUUAGAUAAUAUGCUACCAGACACAUGUUGCAUCUAUUUUUAUACUCUUAAAGAAAUUUGGAUUUAGUUAUGAGUGUUAGCUUUUUAACUGGCUCUAAUAAAGGGUUCAAACCAUGCACCAGCAACCAGUGGAUAAUAACAAUAAACUUGUACUGACAGUUUUUUAACCUUUCAAUCCUCUUGGAAGUAUUUUUUGGUAAUUUUUAGUCUUAAAAUUAAUUAGUUAAGAAAUUUUUUAACUCAUCCUUUUUUUGUUUGUUGAUAGGUUGUGCUGCAUUUCCUUUUAAGCAUAUCGUAUGUCAUUUUGUAUAUAGUGGAAUCAAGUUUGUAAGUAUACUCAGGUUAUACUGAUGUAGAAGUGUGGCUUUGUUCCUCUCUUAAAAGAAUCAGUUUUCUAACGUUUGUAACUUUUGCCAAAUUGUUUCUUUUUUUUCUUGCAAAUUAAUUAUGUCUUUGAUGUCAAAUGCUAAUUUUUUUAUUCAUGUGAUCUUCUUUCUUUUCAGUCCUGUUGAACAUUGUUUGGACAUGGCAAAUCAAAGAUUAUGGCUUUUUGACAUUGCUUUCAACCUCUUUUUCUUGUUUUAUUUCUUCCUCCGAGUAAGCAUCAUAUAUGUUUUAGUGUCCCAAACUCAACCUUUUUCAAAAUUCCCUUUUGGCUACCGUAAAUAAAACAUUUGCAAUGAGACACAUGAAAUAUUGGCCACCAGAAUGCUGUAUAGUGUAAAUAGUGUAGAAAACUUAACCACUGCAAUCAAUAUUGGAGUUGCACUCGAUAUAUCUGAGGGCAGCUGGUUUCAUUCCUUGACAGCCAGGCCCCGGUUGUUCGAAGUCGGAUAAUUGCGCUAUCCACCGGAUAACUAUUACGGGAAACAAUUGCGUUAUCUGCUGGAUAGUAAUUUAUCCGGUGGGUUGGGCUAUCCAAUGUUUGAACAACCAGGGCCUGGGUGAAAGAGGCAAAUUAGGAAGAAACAGAGCAUAAAUAAUAAUCAAAGCAAACGUUUAUCUCCAUUUAACUUAGAAAAUACCAUAAACUCUGACUAAUAAAAACACUAUGUUUGGCUUAAUUAGCACAUGAUCACCCCACACAGGUUGGCAAAUAAUUAUAUCAGUGACUUUCACUGCAAUAUUUUACUUGCCAAACAUUUUUCUCCAUGUGGUCGUAACCAAGGUGUUCUCAAGGUUUUUCCUAUUAUAAAAGUGUCUCCAUGCUUACACCUUGGAUUACAAUGUAAUUAUCAAAGAAAGCAGAGAUUACUGGAACAAAUUUGCCUUGUUUCCAGGAAAAUCCAAGUGCAAAUGAUAAAAAAUUAUGAUCAUUUAUGAUCAUGUAAGGAAUGCUGUCGGAAAAGCCUCAUGACAAAUACCUUUAAAUUGAUUGCUAAAUUCUUCUGCCAAAUUGGGUAAAUAUUUGACAUGAAAGAGAAAUUUACAAAUAACUUUUAUGAAGUACCUUAAAUAGUAGUACACUGUAAUCUACACUGUGUAAUUUAAAUCUUCUUUAUUUUUUUAAUUUUAGUUUUUGGCAGCAAAUGAUAAGCUGAUGUUAUGGGUUGAAAUGUUGUCCUUGGUUGACUUCCUUACCAUUCCAGAUGUUUUUCUUUCCAUUGCUUUUCAACAAAACUGGCUGGGUAAGAGAAAUAUCUGUUUGUCAUACUCUACAUAAACCAUUUAUAACCUACAGUUCUAAGGAAUUUGCUGUCUCUAUGUCCAAGGGGAAACAUCAUCAUCAUCAUCAAUCUUUAUUUACACACGAAAUCGUAUCAUUUUACAUGGUCUUCCUAGGAAUGGUGUUUAAAACUAAACUAAAAUACUCUAAGGAACUAUUGACUAUAAUUUUAAAAACAAAAAUUUAUUCCAGGUGAACGGGACUAGAAUACAUGUAGACUAGGGUUGGGGUAGCCUGUAAGAAAUUGAUUUGUACAUCUAGAACAAAAAUAUUGACAAAAAUUGAAUAAAUCAUUUGGCAGCUGAAUGAAACAUUAAUUUCAAGGUUAGUCUUCCUUUACCAUCUGAUUAGUGUUCUGUAGUUUAAUCUACUACAAUAAAUAAAAUAUGUGUAAUGUUAAACUUAUUGCUUGUACUGUACUUUAUGGCAAAUGGAAACAAAACCACAAGAUGGGAGUUGAUGGAGCUAGGGGUUUUGGCAAGCACAGUACUCAUCAAUCAAUACUGCAAGAGAAGUUUUCCUGUUCUUUUUUUACAGGGCUAAGAUUUCUUCGUGCACUGCAAUUCACAAGUCUUGCAGACAUUCUUCAAUAUAUGGGCAUUAUACACUCCAGGUUUGUGAGCUAAGAUUAGGUGAUUUUGCCACAGCUAGUACCAAUAUUGUGCUUCACAAAUUACUUAAAUUUUAGGUGGAAUUAUGUCAGUCGUGGGCAUAUUUCAGUUGCACAUUGUCCUGGAUGACUGACUGAUUUUUCAGCUAGAAAUCUUGGUUAAGCUGGCACUUCAUUAUUCUAUGAUCCUUUCAAUGUGCAUAUUAUUGUACUUAAAAUAAUAAUUAGUUUAAUAGUCUGAUGUGAAAAAAAAUUUUUUCUAGUGGUACCGUCUCACUGACAGUUAUGGUAGGAAGAUUAUGUGCUCUUCUAUUCACAUCUGGUGGAAUACUUCAUCUGGUUAGUCAGUAUAAAUAAAUUGUACUAUCUAAUACAGCGUGCAAAGAAAGUCGUGUCUGAUAGCCCGGGGCUAGUGGAUUUUGCUAUCGGGCUAGUGAUUUUUGUUCCUAACUUUCCCAGUGGGCAAGUGUAAGGACUAUCUUAAUAUUCCAGCUUAUCAAUCGCCUGCCGGUCAAAGAACUUUUCUAUAUAGAGCAAUUUAACUCUACAACUUACUGCCACGUGCGAUCACUGCUGUGGACAGCCUGCAUACUUUCAAAAAGAAAUUUAGAGAAUUCCUUUUUGAAUCAUUUCUUGUCAGCUAGGAGAGCUACCUAUUGAUCUUUUUAUCUAUUAUUAUAAUAUUUUAACGUUUAGUUUUUUUUUUCAAUAUUUCAAACUGACUUUAUGAAUUAUUUAUAUGCUUAUGUACAUUGGGUCUGAAAAACCCUGAUUGGAAGAUUCAAUAAAGUUUUACUUUACUUUGCUUUGCUUUUUGUUUCCUAAUAUAAUGGCAGUUGGAUGUGGUACGGUUGUCUCUAAUGCUCAUUCACAAGAACAAGAGCCUGCAAAUAAGUUCAAAGCAAGUGACCGCAUCUUGAGGCAAACAACAUAAUACCUGAUAAUAAAAAUCAGUUAAUUAACUGAUGUCUACUUAUUCAUAAAACACUCAACUUCUUGAUGAAACUUAGUAAUAAAAGUAGUAAUAGAAGUCUGUUGUAAAAUUAAUGUGCCCUUAUAAUAUUGUUACUUUUGCUCCAUUUUAGGUGGAGAACAGUGGAGAUCCUUUGAGUUUCUCCAAUGGACAAAGUCUGAAUUAUUUUGAUUGUCUUUACACCCUUGUGGUAGGUUUUAAGAGUUGUAAUGUCAAAAUAAUGUUGUCUUAUAUGAAUUCAUCGGCGUGUACAAAACAUUUACAUUGCAAGUAUUAAAAACAAAAAUAACUGUAGUUUCCAAUGAUCCUGUGAAAUUCAAGAGACCCAGCUAUUAAUUACUUAAGUUUAGUAAAAUACAGAGUAAGGUUUUUCUUGCCACCCAAAGUGUUGAAAGUUAGUGACCAGAAGCUACUGGUUGAUGAUAGAGCAUAACCCUGUAAUAGUUAUGACAUAUGUUACUGUAUACUGUUGUUCCCGCAAGCGUAUCUGUUGUGGUUCAAUUUUGUCAUUUCUCUGUCAAACAAGCCGGAGUAAUAAUUAUGAUCAGAAAAUUCCAAUGAAAACUUGUUUCACCGGUACCCACACCUGUACUUCCUUCAAAAUAAUUUCACCAUCCUCAGGGUUGGCAAAAAAAGCCUUCCCCACUGAAAUGAAAUGUAGGAAAUGUCCAGCAAAAGAAAAAGGCAGUGAAGAGGGCAGUAAAACAUACUGGGCUAUUUUGUCCUUUCCACAUGCCUGAAUUUGAGAAGCUGUAAUGUGGUACAUAAUUCAAAACAAACAAUUCAAGUAAAGUAAGUAAAGUAAGUAAAUGUCGCGAUUGAGAGGACAAACAUACAUGUCCUCUUUACAUAGCUUUCUGCAGUGGGCUUGGACAUCAGCAUACUAAGGGCGCCGGUGGCAGCCGCUAUCAGUCCAUUUAUGAGCCCCCUGAACCCUCCCAACCCAUGAUGAGUGAUGAUGUAAGUGAUUGAAGAUAGACCACAACACCGGGAACUACGUCCCCUACUCUUUUCGAAUAGUGUGUGGGUUCUUUAACGUCCCACAGAGUUAUAUGUGAACAAGGUUUGUGAGACGGGACCUCCGGUUUAUCGUCCUUAUCCGAGAAGACUUGAAAGUCUAAUCAUUUGCAGAUGUCAUUACAAAGACAGCACUUUCUCGUCAGUUAUUUUUAAGACCCUGAGUGUUGGUCCGGCCAGGAUUCGAACUCGCGACCUCCCGCUCAGCAGACCAGCGCUCUCCCAACUGAGCUAACCGGGCGGCGGUUAGUUAGUUGUGGGAUAGUGGUCAAAGUGUUUGGGCAUUUUUGCUUCUUUUUGGCCAUAUAGUGGUCAACCAAAAAAUUACCUGACUCAACAUAUGCUGCAAAUAUCCUCUGAGAAUAGGUUAUUGAUUUAUCCAAAACUAGUAUAAUUCAUAAUUAUGAUUCAUAAUUUCAUUAUGUAAUUUAAUCACCAGGUUACCAUGUCCACAGUUGGUUUUGGUGAUAUAUCUGCUGUAACAUAUUUUGGUAGAACAUUUAUGAUGCUUUUUAUCUCAAUUGGCCUGGUAUGUUGUUUUGUAUUCUAAUCUGUUCAUUGGUGAUUUUAGCAUGCCUCUAUUUCCAGUUGUUGACAUGACUUGCUUCCUCUUUGAAACCUUUUUCGCUAGUGGAUGCUUAAUUCACUGCACUUAAUAUUGCAUAGUACCAGUUUUCCUUUGAAAUGUUUUUGAGUUUUGUGGAUGGGAUGACUUCAAAGCUCUUUGGCAGUUAGGUAGUUUGCUUACAAUUUUAAUCGUAACUGUUCAAAGCUUAAUGUAUGACUGAAAGUUUUUUCUCUUAAUUUGUGAUAGUCAAAUAUAAUAUCAUGGACUUAAUCAGCAUUUGAUGAACCAUAGGACUCUUAACUUCUUUAUUUCAGUACUGUUAAAUUCUUCAAUUUAAAUUUGACAGAACUAAAAUAAAAAGUUAAUAUUAACAAAUUUUAUUUUGCAUGACUUAUGUCAAAUUUUUUGUUUAGGGCAUGUUUGCUACAUAUAUACCAGCAAUUUUGGAAUAUUUAUCAAGUCACACAAUUUAUCAUGGAUCAUACAAACUACCAGAUGGAAGAAAGUGAGAACCAUUAAUGUACACUGUAAAUGCUCAUAGAGAUCAAUGCACCUGAUCUGCAGGGGGGCUGCCUUAGACAGGACAUUUUGCCUCUUUCUGCUGUCUUCUCCCUGAAAUGGUGACAAUCUUGGAUGUAGCUUUUCUUGCUCGAUAUACAGUAGAACCCCGGUACCUCAAACUCUCUGAAGGGAAGCGAAAAAUAGUUCUAGUUAGUUGGGCUUGAGUUAUUGGGGUCAAUUGAAUAUUCAAUUUGCCAUGUUUAUAAUUAAUAGUUACUGAUUUUGUUUUUUACCACAUCAGUGUGCAUAGUAUCUACUGCAGUGCAAAUUCAAAUUAUUUAUUUCAUCAGAAAUGGUAACAUGAUUAUGCAUUUUUACUAUAAAACGUGAUCUGUUCGCUGCACUAUAGUGUUUUUACCAAUUAUACAACAAGAACAGCUAAUGGGAUGUCAUCCGCGCGGAGUUGCAAGAGCCAGAAUUCAAGUUAUUGAGGCAAAUUUCAGUGAAAUUUUCAUCCAGGGAAAGGACAUUUAGUUUGAUUUAGCGGGUUGCUCGAGCGGGAUUCUACUGUACUCUGAACCAUGUAGCUUUUGUUGGUGUGCACCCAUACUCUUACUGACUCAACAAUAAGCCUAGUAAGGUUUUGGGUGGAUUAUUUAUAAACAGGAUGGCUUUAAAACUGAAAAAUAAUUAUUUAAAAAUGCUGUGAGGUAUAGUAUUAAUAAGCACUUUGCACAAAAAAAUAUUUAGUAUUAAUUAUUACAUUAAAAGAAUACCCAGUAUCCAAUAGCCUGCGCGCAGACGAUAACUAAACUCUGAUUAGUACCGUCUGCGAAGCAGCGCAGAGAUCCUUGUUCUGGACCCCCAACGAACUCAACGAAUUACCGGAAGUGCAUUUCGAAUUCCCCUUCAACCUGAUUGGCAAUCACGACAAACAAAACAAAGGCCUUUUUUAACUGGCCAAUCGUGGCGCGUACUCAAAUCUGGGUACACAGCUGGAAGUCCAGAACAAGGAUUUCGGCGCUGUUUCGCAGACGGAGUUAACCAGAGUUUAAUUUCGUCUGCGCGCAGGCUAAGUAUCCAAUGACAGAAGGGAUAAUUUAUAUCUGGUGUUUGGCCUGGGAUAGGGGAUUUCAAGGAGAGUCAUUUUUGUUUGCAUCUAGAUGGGCAGGUAUACUUGUGAAAGGCUUAGCUCGUAAAACAGAAUUGUACAGUAAAUGAUAUCAGCAAUCUCCUCUUUGUGUAAUUUAUUCCAGGCAUAUUAUUCUUUGUGGAUAUAUAACAAAGCAGAGUGUGGAAACUUUUCUAAGAGACUUUCUCCAUAAAGAUCGAUCUAAUACUUCAAUCAAUGCAGUCAUCAUGGGAAAGUGAGUAUUACUGUGACAUUGUAUUAAGUGCAAUCUUAAGGUCAUACCCUACAGAAUCUAGGACGUAACCAGGUCACAUCAUAUGCUUGGUGCCUAGCAGUUAAAAUAAGUAAUUGUUUUAAAAAAGUUUCUGUUGUGGCCAAAAAAAGAAAUUAAUUCGCCACCAGAGACUGUUAUAUGACAGCCCAUUUGAAGACUGAAACUUUAAAAUUGUCAGUGCGAUUUACCAACAUAAUUUUGCUAGGGUGCAAAGAUUUGUUAAAGAUAAAAGCUCAUUGUUUUGAGGAAAAGACAGUUACACUUACUAUUUUGUGCAAACACAAACUCACUCUAUACGCAUCUGAAAUUUUAUUUCCCAAAAUAAAAUGAAAAAUAAAAAGUCUUGCAUAUUUGACUGCAGUGGAAAUUAUCAGCCCAUCUGGAUGAAAAAAUGGAUUAGCUAGAACACUGGCAAAAAUUUCUAAAACAGUGAGACCUGUUGGACCACUAGUCCUUAAGUGCCUGGUUAACUGUCUUAUGUAUAGAAAACUCAAGUUCAGCUUCAGUCUGAUGUCAUUUUUCAUCAGAAAUGCACCUGGUAUGCAAGUCACAUUUUUUGUGUUUCCUUUUAGUUUUUUGCCAGAUGCAGAGCUUGAAUCAUUGUUCAAAAAACAUUUUGUUAGUGUAUCAUUUUUCAAGGGAACUGUUUUAAAUGGAGAUGACUGCCAACGAGUAAAGGUGGGUUCUUGGAUUGUUUAAACAAACUUACACCACAAGAAGGCAUAGGAAAGAAGACAGCAAACCCUGUGUGACAAGCGUGACAAUAAUGUUUAUGUCUGAAAAACGUUUCUGCCAAACCAUUGCCUCCCUUUAAACACGUCUUUCUGUAAAAGACCUGAACACAGUGAGAAAAACUGAGGAUCAUAACAAAACAUGCAUGCUCAUAAGUAACAGCCAUGCCAUGUUUGUCUCACACAAAUGAUUUGCCAUCCUCUUCUUCUUGGUGUGCCUUCGUGUUGUCAGGGUGUAAAGAAAGUCAGUUUCACAGCGUGCCAUUCGGGCAAGCUGUAGCUAGCAUGUAUGAAAACAGGUGUGGGCUAUUCAGCAUUAUGCAUUUUGCAACAGCCACACAGCAUACGAUGCAAUAUUAACGUUUGUGUUUAAUUCAAUUUUUAGAUGAACUUGGCGGAUUGCUGUAUUGUCUUGUGCAAUAAAGAGUGUAUUGAUCCAGGUGAAGAGGAUGCAGAGAAUAUCAUGAGGUAUUAAAAUAGUUGUUGCAUCAUAAUCAGGAUUAGCUAAUUAAAGACAAGGCUGUGCAGUCUAAGGAAAGUGCACCCGCAGUGCUCUGCACCUGUGCUGUACAAAAUUAAAUGUAUAUUUAGCAAUCCAUUUUUGCCUGUUCAAAGCAAAUGUAAUGUAUAAAAGUAAUGAGAAAUCAGGCAAGCUUAAAACUAUUGUUUUCUCUGCACAUGUGAAAUCCAGGGUGCCCUACAACUCAAAGUAAGUCAUCAGGGGCAACCAGGAGCCCUGGAAAGACUUCCAAAAACCUCUUUUAAUGCAGCUUAACUGUUAACCCUCUAGUAAGAAGUUGUUGAAAGUGGAACUCGGACUUUAUCAGCUCCAUCUCAUUAUCGUGAGUCCCUGAGUUUCUCACUUAAAGGUCUAAACAAUAAUAGUAUUAAUCCCAGUCUCAAAACCAGCAGUGAUUGUGUUAAGUGACCGUGGCAUAUACUGCAGUCUCUAGUCAGGUCUGGUAUUUAUGCAGUGGAAGAAACAAAUUCUUAAGAAUGUAAAAAGCAUUUAAAAAAGAAGAAGAAGAAUUAGGCAGCCCGUCUCAUGCACUGGAAAUUAAAAUAACCAGCUUAGAUGCGUAAAGUUCUGUUAAAAUUACUCAUUUUAAUGUAUAAAGUACUUCCACACAAAACACCUCUUCUAGUAAGCCUAUUUUUUUUUCCUUAGGGUUGUAGCCAUAAAAAAUUAUUAUCCAGAAAUAAGAAUUAUUAUUCAACUACUUCAGUACAUGAACAAGGUGAGGUGGAAGCUGCCAUCAUUUUUGUUAUUGAUAUUAUUAUCAUUAAUAGUUAUGGAUGCUCCUAAACCAUGAAAACUAAAAGCAAAUUCCCUCAUUUUGGCAGAGGGAAGUAAAAACUGGAAACAUGUCAGCAUUUUUGGGCCACAGUUUAAAAGAGAAACAUACAUCAGAUCAUUUUUCUAGUAAAAAGAAAAUUAGAUGAGAUACUAGUAUAGGGUUAGUGUGAAUUGGAUGAAUACUUUUGAAAGCUUAAAAAGCAAUUCAGUUUUAAUUCUUUUGGUCCACAAGUUGAUGAUUGGAAGCUCUAAAAAUAAUAGUGAAAAUUUUUUUGAGAAAAUGCUUUUGAACACAAGAAAAAGAAACCAUGCUUUAAUUUAACCCCAGGUUAAGCACUAACCGGCCUUUGAACAACUGGGCCCAUGUUAAUAAAUAAUUGGUAUAUAUCACAUGAUUGUGUUGCAGAGACGUGGUGCAUGUUUUGUUGAACACAGUAAAGUAAUGAUUUGUCCUUAAUAAUAUCUUCUCUCUUUUUGUGUGCAGUCUUACCUGUUGAACAUCCCAUCAUGGAAUCCAAAAUGUGGAGAUGAUGUGGUCUGCGUCAGUGAGGUACAAUGGACUUAUAAAAGUCAAAACUUAGGUCUAAUAAUAAUAUUAAUAAUAAUAACAAUAAUUUAUCAUUAUAAUCUUCAUUGAACACAAGUUCUGAAUGGUUUGCUGAAGAAUUAUUUUUAUUAUCAUUAUCAUUAUUUUAAUAAAGUAUUUUGAAAUCAUUAUCACUAAAAAAUUAUUAUUAUUAUUAUUAUUAUUAUUAUUACUAUUAGUUAAUGAAAUACUGGAAGGUAAAAUAUUUUGUAAAUCAAUGUGUUUGAUUAAUCAGUAAUGCUGAAUAUUCUGUUCUUGUUCUCAUAAAAAAGGAACAACAGUAUUAUUAAGGCUCCUUUCCUUUUGCAGCUCAAAUUGGGAUUUAUGGCACAAAGUUGUCUGUCUCCAGGAUUCUCUACACUGUUGGCAAACAUUUUUUCCAUGAGAUCAAGUGAUACAGUAAGUGUUAUAAAGUUAUUACUGUUUUUAAUAAAUUUUACUGAUUAGGAACAUGAUAAAUUUAAAUUUAUAACAAUUUAUUUUAUAUAAUUAAAAUUGGGAUCUUGUUAAAGUGAAAAAACUGACUGAGAUUUUUUCAGUUUCUCUGUAUUAGCACUAUACUUGCAGGGUGUGUGUGAGUCAGCUAAUUGCUGUUACUGGUAAAUUCUUUGAACACUGUUGAUUAAAACAUGCAAAUGAAAAACGUUCCUUCAUAAACUUCAGUUUUGCUUUCCUUUGGUUGCACAGGGGUCACACACACCUUGAAAGUCCUUGAAUUUUAGUCUGAAAAGUGCUUGAAAAUUUAAGCUGGUGCUGGAAAGUCAUUGAAUUUCGGUGCUAUAAGUAUAUGCAACCCAGAUUCUCAAGUGCCUAAAAGGAGCUAAUAUAGAAAGACCUUCAGGAUAAAAUUGGUCAUGUGGAAGAACUAAAAAAGAAAAAGACUCAAGGCUCGUUUUUGCACUAAAUGGAGUCCUUGAAAAAUGGGAAAUGGGUCCUUGAAAGUCCUUGAAAAGUCCCUUAAAGGGAACCUCCACUUCAACAAAAAGAUAACUUUAAAUCACAGAAAAACUGGUCAAAAAAUGGGUCCAUCCGAAAGAAAUAACUUUUAGAUUCGCCUAUUUUUGAAAUUUUGCGGGUCCUUGAAAAGUUACAAAAGCUUUUGUGUCAGAACAAUUUUUUUCAAGUUCAAAAAGGGUAAAAAUAAGGAAAAAUUCUUCCCGAUGUUAAACACAUUUACAUUUUAUUCGAUUUAAAACCAACAAGGUUAAUACCAAAACCAACAAGGCCAAUGGUCGUAUGUUAUAGCCAACAGGUGUCAUGGGUAAUCAAGCAUCCAAUGGUCAGACUCCAAAUCAGGCAUCAAUUGUGCAAAACGGAAAUUCUGUUAGUAUAUUUCCUUGAGAAAAAAUUUAGCGAUCACUCCCAUCACCUUGUCAACACAGAUUAAUUCAAACAAACUUCUUUUUAGCCGAGCAUAUUUAGUCACAGUCCACAUUCUGGUAUCUAGUUCCUUAGAUUGUAAAUUUUCAAGUAAUAAAUAUUAUAUCAAGCACAACACACAGUAGUUGUACUGUUUCAUCCAAUGUCAUUGUCACUAUAAAGAAGGUACUUCACAAAAGUUUUGUUUUCCUGAUAAAGCUUUUAUUAUUAUUCUAUCCUUCAUUACGGCAAGACAUAUUCUUUGCUGCAGCUGCAGUAUCAUUUCACAGAACCGGAAACAAAAUAUGUACUUAUUGACUGAGUGGGAGAGCCGAACAGGAAAAUAUUUGACUCAAAAUCACGGAUGUACGGAUCGAGAGCCAAAUAUUUUCCCGUCCAAUCCUACCUAACUCAGUCAAUAAGAAUUUCAUCAUAUGACUGAACAUUGUUUUUUUUUCUGACGGAGCGAACCGGCAUUGAUCAGUUCGCUUUUCUAGCAGGGCUGCGUUUUUCCAGCCCUAUCGCUAAUGACAUGUACUCCACUCAAAAGGACUUUUUCAUCUGUUUUUCCUAUGAAAUUGCACAUGGGGCCAUACAGGUCAUAUUAUAAUAGACAGCUUUAGAUAGAUAACUUAAUCAAAGUGUCAAACAUGAAUAGCACUAAGUAAGGACACUAUAAACUAAGAAUUUUUAAGAAAAUACCAGUAUAUGUACCUUCUGCAAAUAUAUAUACAUAAUACAGUGCUCUUCAAAAUAAAAUGUCAGUGAUUUUGAAAAUACUUACAUCCCUAAGAGGACUUUUGGUUAUUUUUUCUAUAAAACCUUAUUAUGAUUUCUGUCUGCUUUUAACACAUUAUCUUGUUUUUGGAGUUUUAUCUCACCUUGGUCUAUUCAUUUUCUGUAAAAGCCUCACCGAAUUUGAUCAAAAUGUUUGUAGGCUUGAAAGCAUGUGCAUACAGUACUUUGAUGCAUCUCUGACAGGGUUGUGUGUACUUUUGCAUUAAUAUAAUAUACUUUACAUCCAUUUUAGGAAACCAGAAAAGAUUCAGCCGAUAUCUGGAAGACAUUUUACAUAGAGGGUGCAAACCUUGAAAUGUACACUGAAACUCUGUCCAAUUCAUUUAAGGGAAUGAACUUCCAACAAGUUGCUGAGUAAGACCAACAAUAUUUCUAAUUAUGGCAGAACAAUUAAAAAUUUUAUCUUGGAUUUAAAUAAGCUAAAACUUAAGAAUAAUAACUGUUAUUAGUUUCAAAAAAUGAACGCUUGUUUGAGAUGACUGUCAGGCCAGUUUAAUUUGUUGUGUCUAAGGGUGGAUUUCCACUGUCACGUAAAUUUUUACGUGCAUAUGCUGCACGUAAAAUUUUCAUCGCAAAUAAAAGAGAGGCAAUAUAUAAAAGAUCACGCGUAAAAGCAAAUGUUGAACCUCGCUUAACUUCAUGUUUAAGUGCAACACUUCAUACCUUGUCUCUGUUUAAAAUUACGCGACAGUGUAUUAAUAUUAACUUUAUUAGGGUUAGGGUUAGGGUUAUGUCUUAAAAUAUUGCAUACUAAUAAGGAGGAGGUUUAUCAAUUUGAAGUCACUGCACAUGAUGUAUUAUUGACCAUUUGAUAAGUUAAAGGGCUGAUGAAUUAUUAGUGAGUUAGAAUGAACCCAGUUAGAAAGCACAUGGCAUAUAACAACAGUGUAUUUACUAACAAAACAAUAGUUUUACAAUAUACUGUAUGCCCCACAAAUAGCUAUUAUGCUAAUCUUAAGGCAGGGCAAAACUUUAAACAAAGGUGAUAUUAAAUUACAUAUUGAAAAAAGAGCAGAGAUACCAAAUUACCCCAGGCAAUUGAAGUCAACCCCUGGGAACGAGGUUGAAUUGAAGUAGUUGCACACUGCUUUUUAACUAGCCAAAAGAACAUUCAAGUACUGGGAGCAUUAAUUAUUAGGUGACUUGUCGGCACAGCACUAUUGGAUUACAUAUUAAAUUCAAAUGAAUAUUAUUUCCUUGGUGACAGGAUUUGUUUUGAAAAGCUCGGUCUUCUUCUGAUCGCCAUAGAAACAAUCAAACCUGAUGGGGAGAAAAUGUAAGUAUUAUUAUAACAUAAUUAUUCCCACUAUGUGAGUGUAUUAACAAUCACACUGUAAUGUAGUGCAAAUUGUAUUUAAUAGCAGAUCAAUAGUGAGUCUUCUUUUAUUCUUGCCAGAGACUCAAACUGUUAAGCUACCCUGAGCUUUUCACUAGGAUACUCGUGAAUAAAUCUUUGUUCCAUUUCUUCAAAGCUAUCUCUGAUACCAGUUUCAGGCCAGAAAUUUACCAGUCCUGAAUUUUACAUACCAUUUGCCCAAACCGUGGACCAACCACUUUUCCCAUGUAAAUGGUAAUCAAACAAGUUCGUUAAAUGGUUAGUUUUUAUGAACAUUGGAGAGUUGUUUCUGCUGAGCCUUUAUGAGUAGAUGAUAAUGUUGACUCUCUUGUGAAUAACUGGAUUAUGUGGGAUUCUCCAUUUUUAUGUUUUUAAAUGCAUUUUCUAUUUUCCCCUCAAUGAGCAAAUGAGACAAUCUUAGCUUUGGCAGGUGCAUCAGAGUAAGACUAAAUACUAAUCUAGCUAGGGAAGACUAUGAAGUACAAGAUCAGAUGAUACCAAAUGUCAGCUAUAACCUAUUUCAAAUAUGGCCGGCUGAAGUUUUAAUCUCCAUACUCAACUUAAUAUAACCAACUGAACAACAAUGGUUUGUAUAAAUUGCUUGAUUUUGUAUUUUGUUGUUAAGAUUUACCAUCAAUCCUCGAGACAAGAUCAUUGAACAAAGAACAAGGGGCUACUUUAUUGCAGGAUCUUCUCCUGAAGUCAAAAGGUACAAGAAAUUAGUGGGUCCUUUUAUUAUUAAUGGAAAUUUAUCUUUUUUUUUUUUUGCCAAUGGAACAAUAAAUCUAUGUUUAUCUGUUGAGGUCAUAUUAAUAUUUUGGUCACUUGCACAACCCAAAGGGACCCCUUCCAGGGCGUGGUCUUCUUAUUAUUUGAGGAAAAUUUAUUGGAUCCAAUUUGAGUGGUGCACUACUUAGGGAUCAGACCAUGCAUCAAGCAGUUGCUUAUAGGGGGUUAAAAGCAAUGAAAAUUUUAAAACCAUCACCCAAAGCUGACUGUUAUUUUAGGUCAAGAUUUUCCAACAAUAGUGUUUGGCAGACAAGAUUUUGGUGUUACAGCAGUUAGCUGCACAUAGAAGAAGAGGAUAAAACAGAUGAUGACAUCAUCACAUUAAAUGUCUCUUCAAUUACGUUGAAUUUUAAAGUACUUUUCGUUCUUAAGCCUAGCAAUAGCGAAUGAAUGGCUUACUAAAUUUAAUCCUAUGCAACAAAUUCCAACAGUUCUUUCAGUUACUUUUAUGAUUAUGAAAAAGACAGCUUUAAUUAUUAUUCUUUGAAAUGCUUUUUAUUUCUGUAAGGGCAUACCACUAUUGUGUGACUUGUCACGAAAAUGUUGUAUCACCAGAACUUGUCAAAGAGUGUGAAUGCUUCAAAGGUAUUGAUCUACAAUAGCUUUUAUAUUUUCCUUUUUUUUCUUUUUGUUUUGUUUUUGUUUUGUUUUUCAAGUGUUCAAUAACUAGAACGAAAAUUAGUUCUGCAAGUUUGGGAAAUUUAUUUUUCUUAAGUAACAGACAUUGCUAAAUUUGACUUUGAUUGAGGUUGCUGUGCCAAUAAGAAAUUAGCGUCACUCCUACCAGAAUGACAUCAGUCCCUAAAUGAAACUUGAGAGUUUGUUACUCAGUGAACAAUAGAAGCUUUCCCAGGAUGAAAGAUCUUGCCUUUGGCUUUCAAUUUCCAGUGGUUACAUUAAACAGAAAAUUGGAUAUAUAUUUCAGUUUGUUUUAUGGGACUCUGAUAAGGUCUUGGUUUAGUUUUUCUGCUCAAGUGCUCAAAGAACACAACACAUUGCAUUUGGUUGAUCCCACCCACCCACCAUGCCUGGCUGUUCAUCUGUUCAAUAUCCUCAUACACAUUCUACACAUUGAUCUCCAUUUAUUUCCUUUAAGAAUUGCUUUGGAAGAGUUUGAUAAAAGAUCAAAGCAUCUUUUCUCAUAACCUUUUCUCUUGAAAAUCAAUUACUAAUGCUGGGUGAAAAUUGAUGUUAGUUACUCUUGAGGCUUAAAAGGUUCAAACAGCUGGUCUGCAAUUACACCUUUUACACUGCAGGGCUCGUUUUACACUCCACAGAUUUUAACCUUGAUUCACUAAUGCAUCGUUGAUAUUGAUGUUCUGUAAUGAAGUCGUUACUAUACAUUUAAGGGCAAUAAAUCUUUCUAAUCUUUUUUAUACUGUCUUCUCUUUCCAAGGAAGUCUAACUUUCCGAGGAAUAGGCAAAGCGGUUCUGAUCACUGCAGCUGCCAAUAGUUAGUAUAAAUAUCUUGUUAAACUCUGUAUCAUUUUCUUCAUUCUAUUAUUAUUACCAUCCUGUCUCUUGGCCAAUUAAAGAAGGUGUUUAAUUUACCCCCAUCAAACUUGGCUUUUGGUGGUCUAUGACACUUCACUUCUAAUUGGCUUUUUCCUGUCAUGAACGAUAAUCAACAUAUCAUGUAUUAUUGAUAAUCAACAAACAUUAUUCCUCUGUUAUGGUAUAAUUCUUCAGUGCCUUUAGAACACUCUUAACAUAACACUCUGACGUAACAUUUCUCCAUUGUAACACUAAUUCUCAUUGACUGCUCAAGAUGUCAUCUUUGUAUCCUAUUUUUUACUGCUUCUCUCUCCUAUAUUUUGGUAAAUCACGUUAAAAAUGUAGAGUGUUGGUUUUACAGAAAUGAAAUUGUGUAAAUGGUUUUUCAAUCUGACGUUACGCUUUUCUUUACCAUAAAGUCAAUAUGUAAACUGAACGUUUAUCCUAAAUCUCGAACUUUAAACUAAAUAAGUGCAAAUUAAGUUAAAGCUGUUUAAACUUAUGUGUAUAAAGAGCGAAUGGGGGCUUUAAAAUUAAUGUUGCAAUAUUUUAAGAGUUAUAGUUAUUUCAUGUUAAAUUUACUCCUGUUAGCUUGUCUUGUCCUCUGCAUAUAUAUAGUAUGGUGCAUAAAUGCUUCUUGGUAAUUAUAAUUAAAAACCACUGCUAAGAGUGAACUAGACUGCUCUUCAUUCUCUUCUGAGGCACAAACUUAAUUUAUGUUAAGGCGUCUAAUUUGUAUGCCAUCAUUAUUUAAUUGUGAAUCAGAGCCACCGUAAUGAACACUCGCCGAAGAUCUUGCACUGGAUUGUAUCAUCUUCCUGCACUAUGCUCACCUAAUUGAAAGGCAUUCUGUUCUUGCUCCCUUUUUCUUGCCAUUUACACAUGUAUAAAAACACUUUUGUGGGCAACCUAUCAAUGUUUUGAGUUAUGGCGGCGCGCUUUUGUUUUCUUACUGUUGCUGCAGCUUUGCGGAAUAUCCGAGAAUCGUUACUUUCGUUGAAGGCAUCAUUUGUGAACUCUGUUAGUCAAAAAUCGAGCGGUGAAAGUCAUUAAGAACCUGCGAAAAGAUCCCAAAAAUAUCUAGCUGGAUUUUUGAGAUCUACAGAUUGAAACAAAUUUUGUAGCACCACGCAAAAUUGACCGCUGCCUAAGAGCAGGGUUCCCACAGUCUUGAAAAGUCCUUGAAUUUUAGGGUGAGUCCUUGAAAAGUCCUUAAAUUUCUGUUUUCAGCUAUGUUUUAGUCCUUAAAUUUUGUCUAACAUUGAAAAGUUGUUUGUUUUUUAAAUGCUUUUUGGUUUGUCCAAGACAGAAUAUAAAUCAUAGCCCAGAGAAGUUAUUGGUGAUUUGCAUAACGCGUUUUGUGUUUUAUGCGAGAAUUAACUAUCAAUUUAAGACAAGUGAACUGAAAAAUGUAGAGAAACUGGUGUAGCAAAUAGUUCAAGGCUUAAAGUCUGUAAGCUUGGACUGGGAAUGGGCAUUAUUUUAUGUACAAAUCUGACUUACAUUCCUGGUAGGUUGUCCUUGAAAAUCGAAUGAGGUCCUUGAAAAGUCUUUAACAAAUGGUUGCAAUUUUUUGUAUGAACGCUGAAGAGGUUUCAAUGGAUCAAUCCAACCACAGGAUUUCAGACCCAGGAGGCUAGUAGAGAUACACUUCUUUGCCGGCUUUGCAAAUGUUUUCAUCUUGACUGUGACUCUUCCUUCUCUUAAGCACUGCACUCAGAUGAUCUGAUGAACUUGGCUCCUCACCUCGGCUACAAUUACGAUUCAUCCAUGAAUUCCAUGCAUUUGCGUUUUUCACCAAAAGACAGAUUCAGAAACGGAACUGCACCUAGCUGUGGAGGCAAGUUUCAAAUAACACUGCAUGUAUGUGUGCUGAAAUGACUUCCUUAAGCAAUGGUUUGUUUAUGCUUUUCUCACGGCCUUUCACAUCAACCAUGCACAUCACUGCAAUGGGGAUAAGUAGUUUUUUUUUAUUUGUGCGCAUUAGAUCAUAUAUUUAAAUGCUAUUUUGCGCCUUAUAAAUAAUAAAAUAUUAUUAUUAUUAUUUACAGCUACCAUAUUACAACCAAAUAUUAACUACCUUAUUACUACCUAUACUGCCGUAUUAGUACCAAUUAAAAGAAGGACAGUUUAAAUAUCUCAGUUUGUCAAACAGCAUUUGGACAACGCACGUUUUUUAUGCAGGGCUAUUACCCUUAAAAAAUUCCUUACCACGUGCUAUUACUGUGGCUAACAGCUUGUACAUUCAAGAAGUUUUAGUUUAGUUUAAUUUAAGUUUACGAGACUGAAAGAAUUUCGCUUGAAUCCACAUUUUGUAAGUUAGGAGAUUUAUCUAUUGAUGGCUUUUAAAUAUCUUAUCCAAUAUUUCUUAUUUCUCUAAGUAUUUAUUAUAACAUAACAAAAGUAAAUCGCGCGCUCUGAUUGGUCAGUUAGCCACUACCAUUUGCCCGUGGGUGCACGCUAAGAAACUGAGCUAGCGCGGUAAAAUUUAGGCAAAUUCAACAAAUCUCCUCUCCUGACGGUAAAAUACACCGAUGAAAUGCACAGAUGAAAAGUGGAAGGUGAAGAAAAUACUAAGCUGUCGUUUUGAAGGAAAAAAGACAAAAGAUCAAGCGACAAAUUUGCCCUGGAUGAAUUAAUCACUGUUUUCCUCGCGGCUAGAAUCGGCUGGAGGAAAAUUGAGCGAGCGAAGAUUUAAGGUACAUUUUGUGUGUUUUUUUUAUAGAGGAGAAAGUCUGUUUGAAAUGUCAAUUUAUCAAUUACCAUUGUGUUAUUGACUUUUUGGUCAAACUGAUGCUAAAUUCAAGCAAAUAUUUUAGGAAACACGCUCAAAUUCGAGACAGCUUUGUUGUGAAGUUUUCAUCGCAUCGAUUAACAAUUUUAGUUGAGUUUAAACGGGCACAUAACGCUGGAAUAAGCGAAUUUCAUUUGAGUACAGAAACAUUUGGGUUUUCAAAUAAAUUUUUCAAAAAAUAACUUCUGUGUGUAUUAUUUUGUUCCUCAGUGUUCAUUCAUAACAGUCGUGCAGGGAAUAGUCGAAAAACAACAGCUUUAGCGCCGGCUGUGUGUCGGCGAAUUUCAGUUGACUUUCAUAGCUGGAUUUCCCCAGACAGAUUUCGAUACAAAGCUAGUUAAUUUCUUUUUAAAAAUAGUGUUACCUGUUAUUCUAAAGGAAUUACUGUCAAAUUUUCUCAUUUCUACUUUACGUUUAUUUCAAAAAUUGUCACAUAAAUAAGCUUGAUAAUUAUUUCAUUUAUUUAGUUUUAGCUUAUUUUUUAGUCUUUUUAGUUGGUGUUUAUAGUUGCAGAUAUAGUUUUCCCUCAAAGUUUUUACCCUAAUAUUAAGAGCAAGUAGACAGAUGCCAUUCACAAUAACAACAAAAAACGUUUUGCAAUUUACCUGAAGACGGAGAACGGCUGAUUCAGCGAAAGAAAAACUCAAAGGCAAGUUUUUGAAAAACAUAGAACACUAUGUAGAACAUAAUUUGUUUACGCGCGGGCAGACAUACAUGAACUCCGACCGAUGACUCAACUGAAGGCAAAUGGAAAACAAUGUUUUUCUCUUUUGAUUAUGUUAUAAAAGAAAUGGUUAACGCUGCAGCUGUGCAACCAUGGAGUUAUGGAUGCACUUGGGAGGUUUGCUAAGUACUCAAGAAGCUAGAGUCGCACUCGGCUAUCGCCUCGUGCGACUCUUACGCUUCUUUCGUGCGUAGCAACCUCCCGCGUGCAUCCAUAACUUCAUGGUUGCACGCUGCACGUUUACCAUUUCUUAACUGUAAUGUAAAGUGAGUCUGAAAAAUCCUGAGUGGUAGCAUAUACAGUACCGUGUAGGUGUUUGAUAAGAAUUAUAGCAAAUUUAAGAUGGUUUAUUGCUGGCAUCUGGAAUGGGAAUCGCUUAAGGAAAAAGGAUCAAUAGAUCACUUAAGUUUGUAUGUUUUGUGUUUCGUUUUGUCAUGGGGAAUUUGCCCUUUGUCUCAGUUUUCAUUACCUUGUGCCCAUUUGGUACACAACGUCUCAUACAACGGGGUGAUACAAACCUAACUACUGCUUUAAAUUAGAAGACCAGGUUCUUAAAUUAGACAAGUCAAGUUGCGUUUCAGGUUACUUCUUGAUCUGUUCAUCACUUGCAUCGGUGCCAAGCUUGUCAGUCCAUUUUCACUCCUGCCUGCAGUCCAGCCCAGUCCAUUCCAUUCACCAACAGUUGCAUUUUCGUCCAUGAAGCCGACUAGCUGCUGUCUCAUCUGGAAAUCAAAUUUCACACCAUGUCAUCCACAAUCAUUAAGUGCACAUUAAGAGAGCAGUCAACAAUUGAGCAAGUCUUCUGCUCUAUUUGAUUUUUGUAGACCACUUUCUUGGUGUCCCUGGACGUAAAAAUAGAACAAACGAGGUUCUCUUGGUGGAAGCAGUUUGGAACUCAGAAAAUGCAUCUGUUAGUGAAAACACUGUGCAAAUGGACACGUGUAAGCUGUGGCUUGAUCGUAGUUCUUCUGGUCACUCUGGUUCUCAUUUUUCAAAAUUCUUUUAGCUUCAUUACUGGUUUCAGUCAAACCGGGAAAACCAUGAACACCAGAAUCAUUUCCGGAAUGUUAUAGAGUACCGAAGUGAUGACGCCAUAAAAAUGAAAUUUGUGAAAUUAUGGGAUUUGUUAAGAUAUUCUGAAAGAACAGCGUCCAAGACGCCUACUCGCCAAAAAAUUAGCAAUUCGGGGCAAAUUGUCUCUGAGAUAUUAGCCCAGUUAUGCUGUGACGAUUCCAUACAAAUCCUUCUAAAUUUGGCUUGGUUCAUAAGAUUAGGAACCAGGUAAAAUUUAGAAGGAUUUGUAUGGAGUCAUCGGAGCAUAACUGGGCUACUAGAGACCUUAAGAUACCCCGAAAUCGGUAUACGGGUAACGGGUAGCGCCAUGUUUUUUCCAUUUUGUGGUGACGUCAUCGACCUUACCCGGUAGAACCUUGUAGAACCAGCCGUUUUUCCGGGGUAGACACCAGUUUACCCGUAGAAGAUUUACGAGUAGCUGCAAGUCCCGCCAAGUUUCUUAAAAUCUUUCCAUGAUAUUUCAAUAAGCUUAUGUAUGAAUCAAUUAUUUGUUGCAGCUUGUUGUUAAGAUAUGAAGUGUAGAAUUUGAGGGAGAUUUUGUAUGCAUUAAGCGACAUGCAUGUACGAAGUUAAUUUUGCGUGCUUGUUCUUCGGGUAUCUUAAUCGAAAUAGUCACGCACAUGAACAUUUUACGUGUACGGGUACACUACCCUUACCCGUACACCGAUAUCGGGGUAUCUUAAGGUCUCUAAUAUCUCAGAGACAAUCUGCCCCAAAUUGCUAAUUUUUGGCGAGUAAGCGUCUUGGACGUUGUUCUUUCAGAAUAUCCUAACAAAUCCCAUAAUUUCACAAAUUUCAUUUUCUAUGACGUCACACUUCGGUACUCUAUUGUGUUGCAAGAAAAAAGCCAAUCAGGGGUGAGAAAACUAAACCGCAAGCAAGAACGUUAAUUAGUUUGUGGUUUUGUGGCUUGCUCGCAUGUCCUAAUCUUUGCUGUGAUUGGUCACAACACAAUGAACUCUCUUGGAAUAUUUUAAGUGUUCACGGUUUUCCCGGUAGCACUGUAAUUUCCAAAAAUGACAUAAGUAAUAAACGCACAAAUAAGCUUCAAGAUAGCUUCAUUCCUGCCUAGUCCCUAGGGCUUCAAUAUUGCGCACGGGCUAUGCGUUUCGGGUCACGUGCUCCGAGCGAGGGAGGCCUGGUAAGACACCGUAGAGGGUCUAUGCAAGCUCCAUCAUAGGUUUGUAAAAAUCCGUUUACAUCUGAUUGUAUGGAUUCGCUCAAAAACUGUUUGCUACUCUAAGCAUGGCUACAUCAUAGUUAACUCUAUUUAAGACAACCACUGUUCAGACUGACAGCGGGCACUGUGUCUCCAUCUGGGAGGUGGCCGCAGUAUAGAAAACAGUGUUCCUACAGAGUCUUGAAUCCUUGAAAAAGUCUUGAUGCAGUGCAUUCCUUAAUUUUGCUAGUUAUCGUAAAACCAAUUUUAUCUUUAAUUUAUGAUUUCAAUCAUAAUGUUUGUUUGUUUUCAGUCAAAACAGUGAGUGCCAAAGCAACGUUCCCUUUGCUUCAAAAGAGCUCUGGGGAAUCAAAAGUUGGUACCUACAAGGUUCUGAAUAAACUAAAAGCGUAAGUAUAUUCAGGGAGUCGACAAAAGAAACUGUUUCUUCAGCAAAUCAUUCACUGGUGAAUAUCCUAAGAUAAAGAAAAACUAAUAUGUUGAUUUUAAAAUGUUUCGGUCACUUUAGACUCAAAGAACAGCAGUCGCAAGGGAAUGAAUUGAAACCAUGCUUCGACAUUUCGGGAACAUUUUACUGGUGUGAACCGACACGCUUCGAAGAUCGAUUGCUGGUAUGCUGUUUAUUUCUAACAAUUUGUUUUUCUUUUUUUUUAAACUACGGUAAUAAAGAUAGUAGACUGUUCCGUGGGCCGCAUUCUUGUGUAUCAUGGCACCAAGUGACAAAAUUCCUCACUUCAGAAACUCUGGGAGAAUGGGUACAAGCUUUGACCGCGGUGAUUUCUGGGAUCGUUUGGGUGGAUAAGCGUUGGUUAUGAUUGGUCAGUUGUAUUCAAGGCAACCAUUAACCAAUCAUAAGUAAGGCAAUUUGUGCACGUCAACCCUAAUUAUAACUUCGUUACCAAGGUUCUCUCUUUCUCGUGCCCUGGUCCGAGAGAAGAGUAGUAUGGAACCUUGGGAACGAGGUUGUUCUAUUUACCGCCGAGAAACGGCCGCGAAAGCCUGAGCUGGUAUCAAAGAUGUGUUUGAAGAAAUUGAACACAACUUUGCUUUUGGAAUUUUCCGAACAGGAAAAGGGGCUUUCUCUUCUACGCUUCAUUUGCAAACAAACUCUGUUGUGCCUAGUUACAAUAAAUGAUCGUGUAAUUAAUAAACUAUAAUUUCUUUGUGAAUUACUGAAAAUUGCUUUAUGUAUCUUUAAUAGAACCGAGAAGAAGCGAUGAAAAUCGUGUUCUCUCAUCACAUACUUGUAUGUCUCUUCAAUGACAAGGAUUCGCCUCUUUUGGGAUUAAGACCUUUGGUUAGUAUGAUGUAAUCUUUGGUCAUUUACUGUUAUCAUUUUAUGUAUUUCCAGUGUUUCUCAGGUUUAACAUUUGUCCGCUUAGAUCCAUCUUGACAGAUAUUGCCAAAAUCUGUUGUUGUUUAGUUAUUACGUUUAUGUACAUAUUGGAUUCGUAAACUAACGUUUAUCCUACUCAACAUUUAAUUGCAGGUCAUACCAUUAAGAGCCAGCAACCUGCUACAAUCUGAACUGAAAAAGAUCGUUUUUCUUGGAAAUAAAGACUACAUGGAGAGAGAGGUAAUGCUAGUAUAUUUCGAUUGCGAUUUUUUUUAGUCCUUACGUUUUAAUUUACAUGCAUUCAGUACUAAUGGCCUCUUGACUUUUACAAUGUAAUUUUGCUUAGAUUUUGUGUUUUGCGUCUGUUUUCAGUGGCAUCAGCUGUGUAAUUUUGACGACGUAUAUGUGCUUCCCGUAAGUAUAUUCAGGAGUUCCUGAAUUGAAUUUCUGCAAACACCUCAAAAUGCGUGAAACGUAAAAGCGUGGCACAAUCUUUGCUUUGCAACCGUGGAAACUAAACGAGCCUUAGUCAACACAAGAGUUCAGAACAUUUCUCUGAACGUCAAUUUUCAAUUUUCAGGGAGUUGUUUAUCGUUAUUUUCCUUGCAACGUAAUCGUCAGUGUUUUAAAUAACCCCAUAUAUUUAAAACUUCACUCAGCUGCUCCAGCUUGUUUCCAGACACUAAUUCUCACAGAUAGUCCAAAUCAAACUGUGACAUGUAUAAAAACCCCAACUCGAGCCUCUCACGUACUAGUCUGCUACACAGCCGUUUUUAGUGUCUUCACGCAACGUUCCUCCCCAGGAGCGUUGCGUGACGACACUAAAAACGGCUUUGUAGCAGACUACCCACGCAGUCGUUCUUUUGGUUCCUCACGCAAUCCUCCCCAACUUGGGGAAAUGACACGUGACCCAUGAACGUCAAAAUGGGAGGCUACCCAAACUCGGGAUUACAGAGAAAUUUUGAUCCACUUAGCGACCGAGGACAGGACACCAGCUGGGGUAACUCUAUAGGCUCUUUGCAGCUAGUCAUUCAUGUGGCACAAAACCGCCAUGCGGAGAACGAGGGACGCACUUUAGGACAAGACAAUUAAAGAAACCCAAACAGUUCGGUAACCGGUCAUUUCGCCCCAGUUACUUAGCCCCCUAUUUUCGAGUCAUUUAGCGCGCUUCAAAUGUAAUAUACACACACUACAUACACUAUACUUUAUUUUCAUACACAUCAUUUUGCCAUCUCCGCCCGCAAACAUCAAAAGCUAGAGGAGGCGGGCGAAGAGGAAAGGUUACAGAAGUCAUAAAAGAUAUUAGUAAAAUCAAACUAGUGGUCUAUACUGCUAGGCUAUAUUUUAUAGCCCUCUAGUAGCAAAAAGCGCCGGAUUUUUGGCUGCAAAAAAGGAUUAAAAUUUUGCUUUAAGUUGUUUUGUCUCGAUAUUUUUUACCAACUAGUUUGGAUUGUACGACUAAAACAAUUAUUCCUCUCGCCCUCAUGGCUUCUGAGUCGAUAGCCCAUUCGGACUCAAGGAAUAAUUGUUAAAUAUUGUAAAGUAACUAAAUAAACUAUGUUGAUAAAUAAAUAAAUAUUCCUCGUUCUAUAAGCCAUAAAGCAAAACAAGCACGCUUCAAAUAUAGUAUAUUCCUCGUUCUAGAAUAAAGGGCUAAGUAACCGGGGCGAAAUGACUUGGGGGCGAGCUGACCGGUGAGCGUAAUUUCCAUUGUUUGUUUGUCUGAUCCCAGUGCGUCACGUGCUCUCCAGCAAGGUGGUUUUGUGCCACGUGAGGGACCAGCUGCAAAGAGCCUAUUGCAAGUCCAACGAUCUGACCAAUCACUUGUUUUCUCUGUCUUUUUCUCGUACAUCACAGGGUUCUCCCUUUUGUCGGGCUGAUCUACGAGCUGUUAAUGCUAAUCUAGCAGACAUGGUAGUUUUCCUGUCACCUUCAACGGCUAGUAAAGCUGAUGAUCCAAAGCUCGCUGACAAGGAAUCGGUUUUGGCCUCGCUGAAUCUCAAGGCGAUGUCAUUUGAUGAUGCAGUUGGAAUGUUGAGUGAAAGUACAAGGAAUGCUUUUGCCGGGCUUGACUUUGGUGUGACACCACAAGUGGAGAGAAGAGGAUCUGCCUAUGGCUGCAAUAUUCCUAUCAUAACAGAAGUGGGUGAGUGAUUUUUCGUACAGAUCGACAAUAUCAAAAAUUAUCAGGUGAAACGCAUUGAAACGCGGCUGCGAGCUAAUGCAGGACAGUAUGUAUAUUACCUUUUGUUUGCCAGCCAACGGUCCAGAGGUAGCUAAGCAAAAGGUUUACUUGCUGAUCUGAAAACUGGUUUAGGUUGAGUGUGGGAUCACUUGUUUGGUUAGUUAUCCUUUGUGACUUUCCACCGUUGGAUAUUACUGAUAUGAUGAGUAACAAAUUGUUGAAAUGCUUGAAAAUUUCCACUUCUUUCCGGUAGAAUCAUGAACCCGACUUUCAACAUCUUGCCCGUAGGGUCUUGAACUUUUAACAUUCUGCUAGCAAGAAGUUAAGGAGGAGGUCAAUUUAUUGAGUUCAUCUCAACUCGUUAAAUGAAUGAAGAUGACAUGAACUCGGGGCCCAGUUGUUCGAAGGCCGGUUAGCGCUUAACCCGGGGUUAAAUUUAACCCGUGUUUGUUUUUCUUGUGUUCAAAAGCAUUUUCUCGGAUAAUUUUCUCUGCAAUUUUUAGAGCUUCCAAUCAUCAACUUGCAGACAAAAAGAAUUAAAACUGAAAUGCUUUUUAAGCUUUCAAAUCUGAACUCAAAUCUCGCACUAACCCUGGGUUAUCUUAACUCAGCUUUGAACAACUCUGCCCGGGAGAUUUGACCGUCACAGUUGUAACUGCAAUUCAGUAAGCAAUUGCAAAUUAAGCCCGAACAAAAGAUAAGAUGUUAACGCUGCUGACUCAUCUCCUGUCUUUCUCUCAUGCAGCGUUUGAUCAAAAUGUGCAGUAUUUGGAUGUCGAUGACGAAGAUGAUGAAGAUCAAGAUUUGUACAUGACUCAGCCAUUUGCCUGUGGCACAGCCUUUACAGUUUCCAUGUUGGAUUCGCUUAUGAGCGCGGUUAGUUCAUUUAUGUACUGCUUUCUGGCUGCGUUGGAUGCGGUAUGCCUGCCUCAGUUCGGCAAUCCGGGGUCUUAGGGUCGCUCCGCCAGUUUGAUAGGCUCGAUCUCGGGGGAGGAGCGCGGGCUCAUUUCCCGAAAUGCGGCUGGUAAUCGAGCCCAUCUGUUUGACCGUAGGUAACAAAAUUGUAAUUGGUGCAGCUGAAAUUUGAUUACUGCACCAGAUUUUGGGCGAUCGACGUCAUUCUAGGCCUGUGGGUGCGGAAACACAUUUUUCACAGUUUGUAACGGUUUGUAGGUGACUUAGAUCUAUUAAAAUUCUGUAAGUCACUAUUUUGCUUUAUUAUUACAGACGUACUUCAACCCGGACAUUUUGACAUUAGUUCGUCAUCUGGUAACUGGUGGAGUAAGUCAGUUCCUGGAAGAACACAUUGCUGAAGGGGAUGAACUGAAAGGAGGACUGGAUGCGGAACAGACUGCAGACACAAGAAGUCGUUGUAAAAUUAUACAAAUGUCUUUGUUUGAUGGACCUCUCUCUCAGUACGGGGUAAGCUCCUUUUUUAAAAAUCCGUAGCGGGGAUUAUCGCAUACAGCUGGUCCAAAACCCAAUACGAUUCUAAGUAGUGUACCAACUAGUACACAACUGUAGGUAAAGAGGGCAAAAUGUGAGAAAAUUUUCUUCAUCGAGUUUUUGAGGCAAGGGUCGGGUUCCCCUUUUGGUUAUCGUCGGUAAAGGUGAGCAGCCUUUUCUACUUGUUCGCCAUUCGUCAUUCAGAUAGAAACUCAAAUCCAAAGUUGACAAACUUUAAUGUUAUGUUUUGUUUGUUAAUUUAUUGGUUUAUGCGCUUUCGUCAACUUUUAUUACAGUUACUUUAUCGCAUUUGCCCAAGUAGAUGAGCGAAUAAACAGAUAAACAAAUAGAGGAAGAUAAAGAUGUGCAAUAUGAAAAAAAAAAACUUAUACGCUACUAGCGCUACCCAAGGAUUGACGCGCACGCGGUGGAGCGUGUUUAUACCUGAUAGCGGACGAGAGAACACACCCCUCUCUCUCCGGUUUCCUUCUCGUUUCGUUAGCUCUCUCUCGUCUGACUAACCAACAAAGGACUGUUCUCAGAUUACAAAUUCUUUUUUUUUUUGGAAUGUCUUUUUUAGGAUGGUGGCAAGUAUGGGGAUAUGUUUUUGCACGCAUUGCGGACCUCAUCUAAGAUCUGCCUGGGUUUGUACAGAUUCCGAGACAGUCACAAGGUGCAAUUAGGAAUCCCUUCAUCUAAGCGAUAUGUCAUCUGCUCUCCACCUUAUCACUUUAUACUCCAACAAACAGAUCUCGUUUUCGUACUUGCACAUUCAGAUCCAGAACUGGAUAAAUACAAAGUGUAAAGACACACAGAGUAAUCCAAAAGAAAAUACGCUAAUCCGCCUUUGUUGAUCCAUUCGUCACGAGAACAAUACUGAGCCGAGUUAACUUUUGCAAAGUCUUCUGGGACUGUCUCUAGGGACAAGGGCAAAAAUGAUUGGUGCGUCCCCACUAACCAUCCCAGAAACAAUUGCGAGGCGCAUUUCGGGUCCAGUUCCCUUCUGGUUGCUAGCCUGCGAGCGAGCUCUCCUAUUUGGGCAAGCGAAGCGAGCCUCGCGAGAACGCGCGUUCUUGCGAGACUCGUUUCACUCGUCCAAAUAGGAGAGCUUGCUCGCAGGCUAUCUGGUUGCUCAAGUGGCGAAUUGUGAGACAAAUAUAUUUUGAUAGCAGCCUUAUUUUAGAAUAUUUACAGUGUUAGUGGGUAGUUAGGAGUGACAACACACAUUAUAUUUCAAAUUACAGCCCGGGUGAUUGGCGCUAGUACUGAAAAAUUAAAACGGUGGGAGAGAAAAAAAUCCCGCGCGCGUGAGAGCACAAGGGGCUGUAUAGAUAGUGUUAAACCCAGGGUUAACCUGGUCAAAUUUCUUUUGCGAAAGCAGUUUUUAAUAACACAUUUCAUUGAAAACCUUUUGUACAAGAUUUUGGUGUUUUAUAGUAUAGUACCAUUUGAACAGGAAUUUUAUACACGUGUUUACGUUGUUGUUUACACUUAGUGAUAAAAUUAUUUAAGUAUUUUCAUUUGUCAUUUGUCUAAAAUUUCCGUAAACGGAUGACAAACAUUCAAAUCUCACCAUGAAAUGGUCCAGUUCGUAAACAAUUGUCGUAGUCCUUAUUCUUUAACUUUGAGUUUGAGUUGAGUGAAUAUUGUUAUUUUGGGGGGCGCGGGGGGAUGUUCAACCUCUACCCCAGGGCUUUUUCGCUUUGACUUUGGGCGCUUCCCAGAUUCUACCGGAAAAGCUUCUUAGGGACGAGUGCAGGCAAUUCCAACAAAACACAAUAAUGUAGAAACGUACUGAUCGACCUCUGUGAUUCAAAAGUUAUUUUAGGCUAGUGCAAUUUAGUUACCAAAAAGGACAUAACUGUUGCGUAGCUCGUUUUCGGGCUGGAGACUCGUAACGUCGUCGCCAGGUCCUCUCCGCGUUCAAAGUGUCCGUGGAAACCUAUUUACAACGCAACCGAGAUACGGCAAGCCUUGGAAUAUUCUGUCGAGAAACCAUGACGAAAAAUGGUCUUACUUCAGUAUCUUGCGCCUAUUUGUGUUUCAUUCCUUGUGUAGCAAGGACAUUAUUUGAUAAUCUUUAACUGACGUGCUGAUUUACUAUUUACCACAAUACGCACCGCCAUUUCAAACUCGGACAAGAGCCUGGAGGCGAGUAUUCAGGGCUGUCAAUAAACUGCAGUUGGAUCUACUGUUCUAAAGCUUUGAAAAGAAAAACAGUGUGUCAUUUGCUUUUUUUACGCAAACGUUUUUUACGCCGUCGUUGUUUCUAUUUAGUCUUUGUCGUUUAGGUACAGUGGGCUGAAAACCUAAAUAUGGCAUUUUUAUUGUUGUUACUUUUUCAUCUUCUCUUUAUUUAAGUGACUAGUAGCUAUUGUUAUAAUAUUUUCUUAGCAGAGAAACUUUCCCCGCAAAUGGGAAUCCGGAAAUAGUAUUACUUCAUCCAAUUUCUGCAACUUAGCAAUAUCAGCUACACAAAUUUGCUUGUUUUUAGCUACGUUAAAAGUAUGGUUGUUUCCUGACGAGUUUCUGAAUUGUUUGCUUUCGAGUGUUCAGCCUGGAGACUAGGGUUAUCUUUGCCUUGUCCCUUACGACUUCUUCCCAGGCCUUCUCUGUCGAAGUAUUUUAGUGACGUAACCGAGACGAACGGCGGACAAACUCACUCGGACCACGUGGCCCGGAACGUAUAGGCCGCGUGUAAUAAUGGGGUCUAGAGACCAGGCAAGGGUGAUCUUACCUAAGCUGGACCAAAAUGAAAUAUAAUUUAAUAUAAUAUAUUUAAGAGGAAAAGUACAACUGGUUUGUACAGAAACUGGUCAGAGGAAUUACGAUAGUAUUUAAAAAAGAGUUUAACUUAUUUAAUAUUCAUCAAAUGUUGCAUUCUUUGAUGGGUUUCACACUUUAAAUAAAAACUAACGACAUUC